GGCCCCGGGGGGCCCUUCCCUUGCUGCCUCCUCUUCCUCCGCCUGGCUUUGCCCUCCUCCUCCUCCGGUGAUCCCUCGGCCGCCCCGGUGCCCUCCUUCCCUUGGAGACUCCGGCUGGACAGCUGAGGAUUUCUGCUCCUCCACCUCCUCCCCAUCAAGAGAAGAGGAAACCUCCUGGAUUUCUGCCCCUCCACUCAGCCCUGUCCCUCUCUGCUGCCUGCCUUGGCCGGCUCUCCCUCUCCCUCUCCCUCAUCUCUCUCUAUGUGUGUGGAAUAACUGCAGACAUGAUGAUGGGGAUGACUGCGCGGAGGCAAGCGCAAGCUCCUCGCUUGCUGCUGGGGAUGAGGAUGCUGCUGCUGGUGGUGGUGGUCCUGGUGGUCUUCUUCGGAGGGGGGCUCUUGGCUGAGGCUCAGGGUCAGAACUGUGGAGGCUUAGUGCAGGGUCCAAAUGGUACAAUAGAAAGCCCGGGAUUUCCUCAUGGCUAUCCAAAUUAUGCCAAUUGCACAUGGAUCAUUAUCACAGGAGAGCGUAACAGGAUACAAUUAUCAUUUCAUACUUUUGCCCUUGAAGAAGAUUUUGAUAUUCUGUCUGUUUAUGAUGGACAGCCUCAACAAGGAAACCUAAAAGUGAGGCUUUCUGGAUUUCAGCUGCCAUCAUCUAUAGUGAGCACAGGUUCUAUACUCACUCUCUGCUUCACUACUGACUUUGCUGUGAGUGCCCAGGGAUUCAAGGCUAUAUACGAAGUGUUACCCAGCCAUACUUGUGGCAAUCCUGGGGAAAUACCUAAAGGAGUUCUUCAUGGCACAAGAUUCAGUAUUGGAGACAAGAUCCGCUACAGCUGUAUCUCAGGCUACAUUCUGGAAGGGCAUGCUAUGCUGACAUGUAUCAUGAGCCCUGGAAAUGGAGCAUCAUGGGAUUUCCCCGUACCAUUUUGCAGAGCUGAAGGUGCUUGUGGAGGAACUCUCCGUGGGACAAGUGGAAUUAUUUCAAGUCCCCAUUUUCCUUCAGAAUAUGAUAACAAUGCUGAUUGCACAUGGACCAUUCUAGCCGAACCAGGAGAUACUAUAGCUCUGGUUUUUACAGAUUUCCAACUUGAGGAAGGCUAUGAUUUCCUAGAGAUCAGUGGGACAGAAGUGCCAUCAAUAUGGUUGACUGGCAUGAAUCUGCCCUCUCCUGUCAUCAGCAGCAAAAAUUGGUUAAGGCUCCAUUUCACUUCUGACAGUAAUCACAGACGGAAAGGAUUUAAUGCCCAGUUCCAAGUGAAAAAAGCAAUUGAGUUGAAGUCAAGAGGAGUCAAGAUGCUGCCUAAUAAAGAUAGCAACCACAAGAAUUCUGUCUUGAGUCAAGGUGGGGAUGCCGUUGCAUCAGACACAUGCCCUGAUCCAGGAAUUCCUGAAAAUGGGAAAAGGACAGGCUUGGAUUUCAGAGUUGGUGCUAAUGUCCAGUUCAGCUGUGAUGAUAAUUAUGUGCUUCAAGGUACAAAAAGCAUCACUUGUCAAAAGGUGACAGAUACCCUUGCUGCCUGGAGUGACCAUCGGCCAAUAUGUCGUGCAAGAACGUGUGGCUCUAACCUCCGUGGGCCAAGUGGGAUUAUCACAUCACCCAAUUAUCCUGUUCAGUAUGAAGACAAUGCACAUUGUGUGUGGGUUAUAACAACACUUGAUCCAGAAAAGGUCAUAAAGCUUGCCUUUGAAGAAUUUGAACUAGAAAGAGGAUAUGACACCCUUACUGUAGGGGAUGCUGGAAAAGUGGGAGAUACCAGAACAGUGCUGUAUGUGCUGACUGGGUCAAGUGUUCCUGACCUUAUUGUAAGCAUGAGCAACCAGAUGUGGCUACAUUUGCAAUCUGAUGAUAGCAUCGGCUCACCUGGAUUCAAAGCUGUUUAUCAAGAAAUAGAGAAAGGUGGUUGUGGUGAUCCUGGAAUUCCAUCCUAUGGGAAGAGGACUGGCAAUAGUUUUCAGCAUGGAGAUACCCUUACUUUUGAAUGCCAAGCAGCAUUUGAACUUGUGGGAGAGAGAAUGAUCACAUGCCAACAGAAUAACCAGUGGUCUGGCAAUAAACCUAGUUGUGUUUUCUCAUGUUUCUUCAACUUCACAACACCCUCAGGAAUUAUUCUUUCACCAAACUAUCCCGAGGAAUAUGGAAACAACAUGAAUUGUGUGUGGCUCAUUAUUUCAGAACCAGGGAGCAGAAUACAUCUUAUUUUCAAUGACUUUGACAUAGAGCCUCAGUUUGAUUAUCUGACAGUGAAGGAUGAUGGGAUUUCUGACUUACCAGCUCUUGGGACAUUUUCUGGCAAUGAUGUGCCUUCCCAGCUUGCUAGCAAUGGGCAUAUAGUACGCCUGGAAUUUCAGUCAGAUCAUUCUACUACUGGAAGAGGCUUUAACAUAACCUAUACUACAUUCGGUCAGAAUGAGUGUCAUGAUCCAGGAAUUCCCAUCAAUGGAAGACGCUUUGGAGACAGGUUCCUACUAGGAAGCUCUGUUUCAUUUCAUUGUGAUGAUGGCUUUGUGAAAACCCAGGGCUCAGAGACCAUAACUUGCAUUAUGCAGGACGGAAAUGUUGUAUGGAGUUCAACUGUUCCACGCUGUGAAGCCCCAUGUGGUGGCCACCUGACAGCAUCAAGUGGAGUUAUUUUGCCACCAGGAUGGCCAGGAUAUUACAAAGAUUCGCUAAACUGUGAAUGGGUAAUUGAAGCAAGGCAAGGACACUCUAUUAAGAUCACCUUUGAUAAAUUCCAAACAGAAGUAAAUUAUGAUACUUUAGAAGUGAGAGAUGGAUCAAGUAGCUCAUCCCCCUUAAUUGGGGAAUACCAUGGUACCCAGGCACCACAGUUCCUUAUUAGCACAGGGAAUUUCAUGUACUUGUUGUUUACUACAGAUAACAGUCGCUCCAGUGUUGGUUUCUUAAUCCACUACGAGAGUGUUACACUGGAGUCAGACUCCUGUCUUGACCCAGGAAUCCCGGUGAAUGGCCAUCGGCAUGGCAACAAUUUUGGCAUCCGAUCUACAGUAACGUUUAGCUGUGACCCAGGUUACACUCUGAGUGAUGACGAGCCACUAGUGUGUGAAAGAAACCACCAGUGGAACCAUGCACUACCUAGCUGUGAUGCUCUCUGUGGUGGUUAUAUCCAUGGGAGAAGUGGAACUGUCCUGUCACCAGGUUUUCCAGAUUUUUAUCCAAAUUCCUUAAACUGCACGUGGACCAUUGAGGUUUCUCAUGGCAAGGGUGUACAACUGAUUUUCCACACUUUUCACUUGGAGAGCUCCCAUGAUUAUUUGCUCAUCUCUGAAGAUGGAAGCUUCACCGAACCUGUGGCCAGAUUAACUGGAUCUGUUUUGCCCCCUACCAUUAAAGCUGGACUUUUUGGAAACUUCACUGCACAACUUCGGUUCAUUUCUGACUUUUCCAUUUCCUAUGAAGGUUUUAACAUAACAUUUUCAGAGUAUGACCUGGAGCCCUGUGAUGAUCCUGGUGUCCCAGCCUUCAGCAGAAGAAUAGGAUUUCAUUUUGGUGUUGGAGAUUCCUUGACAUUUUCUUGCUUCCCUGGAUAUCGUUUAGAAGGUGCAAACAAGCUUACCUGCCUGGGUGGUGGCCGGCGUGUAUGGAGUGCACCUCUGCCAAGGUGUGUGGCUGAAUGUGGAGCAAGUGUGUCUGGAAAUGAAGGAACACUGCUGUCACCAAAUUUUCCAUCUAAUUAUGACAACAACCAUGAAUGCAUCUAUAAAAUUGAAACUGAACCUGGGAAAGGCAUUCACCUGCGAGCCAGAACAUUUCAGCUUCAUGAAGGAGAUACUGUUAAGGUAUAUGAUGGAAAAGACAGUUCAUCACGUCUCUUGGGGACAUUUUCAAAAAAUGAAUUGGUCGGGCUCAUUCUCAACAGUACAUCUAACCACUUAUGGAUAGAAUUUAAUACGAAUGGAUCAGAUACGGACCAAGGAUUUCAGCUCACAUAUACAAGUUUUGAUUUAGUGAAAUGUGAGGAUCCUGGAACACCAAAUUAUGGCUACAAGAUCCGUGAUGAAGGACAUUACACAGACACUGUUAUUUUAUACAGUUGCAAUCCAGGCUACAUGAUGCAUGGUAGUAAUAUUAUUACUUGCCUAAGUGGAGAUCGAAGAGUUUGGGAUAAACCUUUGCCUACUUGUAUAGCUGAGUGUGGUGGACGAAUACAUGCGGCUACUUCAGGUCGCAUUUUGUCUCCUGGCUACCCAGCUCCAUAUGACAAUAACCUCCAUUGUACUUGGAUUAUAGAAGCAGACCCAGGGAGAACAAUUAGUCUGCAUUUUAUUGUUUUUGACACUGAGGUGGCUCAUGACAUCCUAAAAGUAUGGGACGGCCCUGUCGAAAGCAGUAUUCUACUAAAAGAGUGGAGUGGCUCAGCUCUUCCUGAGGACAUUUAUAGCACAUUCAACUCCCUGACCUUACAAUUUGACAGUGAUUUCUUCAUCAGCAAAUCAGGCUUUUCCAUCCAGUUCUCAACAUCCGUUGCAUCAACUUGCAAUGAUCCUGGGACCCCACAAAACGGCAGCAGAUAUGGAGACAGCAGAGAGCCUGGAGACACAAUCACCUUCCAGUGUGACCCAGGAUAUCAGCUCCAAGGGCAAGAUAAAAUUACUUGCGUUCAGCUGAAUAAUCGCUUCUUUUGGCAGCCUGAUGCACCCACAUGUAUAGCUGCAUGUGGUGGAAACCUUUCAGGCCCAGCAGGUGUUAUUUUGUCACCAAACUACCCACAGCCUUAUCCUCCUGGGAAGGAAUGUGACUGGAGAAUAAAAGUAAACCCUGAUUUUGUCAUUGCCUUGAUAUUCAAAAGUUUCAACAUGGAACCCAGUUAUGAUUUUUUGCAUAUUUAUGAAGGAGAAGAUUCCAACAGCCCUCUAAUUGGCAGUUUUCAAGGCUCCCAGGCACCUGAAAGAAUAGAGAGUAGUGGCAAUAGCCUUUUUCUGGCAUUUCGUAGUGAUGCUUCCGUUGGCAUGUCAGGAUUUGCCAUUGAAUAUAAAGAAAAACCACGAGAAGCAUGUUUUGACCCUGGCAACAUAAUGAAUGGAACAAGAAUUGGAGCAGACUUUAAACUUGGAUCAAGUAUCACUUAUCAGUGUGAUUCUGGAUACAAAAUUAUUGACCCUUCCACUAUCACUUGUGUGAUCGGUGUUGAUGGAAAACCUGCAUGGAACAGAGUUUUACCAUCUUGUAAUGCUCCCUGUGGGGGCCAGUAUACUGGAUCAGAAGGAGUGGUUUUAUCACCAAAUUAUCCUCAAAACUACACUGUUGGUCAGACGUGUCAGUACUCAAUUACUGUUCCUAAGGAAUUUGUUGUAUUUGGACAAUUUGCCUAUUUCCAAACAGCUUUAAAUGAUGUUGUAGAGCUAUUUGACGGGGAGCAUCCACAGGCUAGACUUCUGAGUUCACUUUCUGGAUCUCACUCAGGAGAGACCCUGCCUUUAGCCACAUCAAAUCAGAUCCUUUUGAGGUUUAGUGCCAAGAGUGGAGCAUCUGCCAGAGGCUUCCAUUUUGUCUAUCAAGCGGUUCCACGAACUAGUGAUACACAAUGCAGUUCUGUUCCAGAGCCCAGAUAUGGUAGGAGGAUUGGAUCUGAAUUUUCAGCAGGUUCUGUAGUUCGCUUUGAAUGUAGUCCCGGCUAUCUUCUGCAAGGCUCCAAAGCUAUCCGCUGUCAGUCUGUGCCAAACGCAUUAGCCCAGUGGAACGACACAGUGCCAAGCUGUGUGGUGCCAUGCAGUCGGAAUUUCACUGAACGGAGGGGUACUAUAUUGUCUCCAGGUUAUCCUGAACCUUAUGGUAACAGCUUGAAUUGUGUAUGGAAAAUCAUAGUAACUGAGGGAUCAGGUAUUCAGAUCCAGGUCAUAAGCUUUGCCACUGAACAUAACUGGGAUUCUCUUGAAAUCUAUGAUGGUGGUGACAUGACAGCACCAAGGCUUGGAAGCUUUUCAGGUACCACAGUACCAGCUCUGCUGAACAGCACGUCCAAUCAACUUUAUUUGCAUUUUCAUUCUGAUAUUAGUGUGGCAGCGGCAGGUUUUCACCUGGAAUACAAAACUGUAGGCCUUGCUGCCUGCCCAGAACCAGUAAUCCCUAGCAAUGGAUUCAAAAUGGGCGAUAGAUAUAUGGUGAAUGAUGUUUUGUCAUUUCAGUGUGAGCCAGGAUACACAUUGCAGGGACGUUCUCAUAUUUCUUGUAUGCCAGGAACAGUUCGUCGUUGGAAUUAUCCUUCUCCUCUUUGUAUUGCUAAAUGUGGUGGUACACUGACAAAUAUGGCUGGGGUUAUCCUAAGCCCAGGCUUUCCAGGGAACUAUCCUAGUAACCUAGGCUGCACAUGGAAGAUAUUAUUGCCUGUUGGAUAUGGGGCACAUCUACAAUUUCUGAACUUUUCGACUGAAGCUAACCAUGACUUCCUUGAAAUUCAGAAUGGCCCUUAUCAUACAAGCUCAAUGAUUGGCCAGUUCAGUGGAACAGACCUGCCACCUCCUUUAUUAAGCACAACACAUGAAACUCUCAUCCAUUUCUACAGUGAUCAUUCAGAAAAUAGACAAGGAUUUAAACUUUCAUAUCAAGCUUAUGAAUUACAGAAUUGCCCAGAUCCUCCCCCAUUUUUCAAUGGAUAUAUAAUCAAUUCUGAUUACAGUGUGGGCCAGUCAAUAUCUUUUGAGUGCUACCCUGGAUAUGUAUUAAUUGGUCAUUCUGUUCUCACUUGCCACCAUGGGAUCAACAGGAACUGGAACUAUCAAUUUCCAAAAUGUGAAGCUCCUUGUGGUUAUAAUGUAACAUCUCAGAAUGGUACAGUGUACUCCCCAGGAUUUCCAGAUGAAUAUCCAAAUUCAAAAGAUUGUACAUGGCUAAUUACUGUACCCCAGGGCCAUGGUAUCUAUAUCAAUUUCACGUUGCUCCAAACAGAACUGGUGAAUGACUACAUUGCAGUUUGGGAUGGCCCGGACCAAAAUUCACCUCAACUGGGAGUGUUCAGUGGGAAUACAGCUCUUGAGACAGCUUAUAGCUCAAGCAAUCAAGUCCUUCUGAAGUUUCACAGUGAUUUCUCCACUGGAGGGUUCUUUGUUCUCAAUUUUCAUGCAUAUCAGCUUAAGAAGUGCCAGCCUCCCCCAGCAGUUCCACAAGCUGACCUCCUUACAGAAGAUGAUGAUUUUGAAAUAGGGGACUUUGCCAAGUACAAGUGUCAUCCUGGCUAUACCCUGGUUGGAAAUGACAUGAUGUUCUGUAAGCUAAAAGCACAGCUCCAGUUUGAGGGUUCCCCUCCAUUUUGCGAAGCACAAUGCCCUGCAAAUGAAGUCCGUACAGAUUCAUCUGGAGUAAUUCUCAGUCCAGGUUAUCCAGGAAACUAUCCCAAUUCACAAACUUGUUCCUGGACUCUUAAAGUUGAACCAAAUUACAACAUCUCUGUUUUCGUAGAAACAUUCCAAAGUGAAAAACAGUUUGAUGAGCUGGAAAUAUUUGAUGGUUCUUCUGGACAAAGUCCUCUUUUGGUUGCUUUGAGUGGAAAUCACACUGGACCACUAAACUACACUAGCAAAUCGAAUCAGUUGUAUCUUCGUUGGUCAACUGACCAUGCAACUAGUAAGAAAGGUUUCAAGAUACGUUAUUCAGCUCCUUACUGCAGCUUAAAUCAUGUUGUGAAAAAUGGUGGAAUUAUAAAUAAAACCAGGGGCACAGCUGGCAGUUCUGUCCACUACUAUUGUAAGCCUGGAUAUAGAAUAAUUGGUCAUAGCAAUGCAACCUGUAGACGUCACCCAAAUGGCAUGUAUCACUGGGAUUCCCCUACUCCACUCUGCCAAGCUGUGUCCUGUGGUAUUCCAGUAUCUCCUGGAAAUGGUUCAGUCUGGGGUAAUGAGUUUAUUUUGGGCAGCAAAGUGAUAUAUGAAUGUAAUGAGGGCUUCAAGCUAGAAUCUAGUCAACAAGCAACAGCAGUGUGUCAAGAAGAUGGAUUGUGGAGCAAUAAAGGAAAGCCACCUGUCUGUAAACCUGUGACUUGCCCCAGCAUUGAGAGUAUGCUCUCAGAACAUGUCAUCUGGAGACUGAUUUUUGGGUCAGUGAAUGAGUUUGGAGCACAAGUCAUGCUGAGCUGCAGCCCUGGCUAUUAUUUAGAGGGUCAGAGGCUCAUGCUGUGUAAAACUAAUGGAACAUGGAGUGAUGCUGAUGACAGACCAAAGUGUAAGGUUAUCUCCUGUGGAAGUCUUCCAUCUCCACCAAAUGGAAAUAAGAUUGGCACCUUGACAGUCUAUGGAGCUACAGCAAUCUUCACCUGUAACACUGGGUAUACACUAGUUGGGUCUCACGUACGCGAAUGCUUAGCAAAUGGAAUUUGGAGUGGAACUGAAACACAGUGUCUUGCUGGACAUUGUGGUUCGCCAGAUCCAAUUGUAAAUGGCCACAUUAGUGGAGAUGGUUUCAGCUAUCGUGACACUGUGGUGUAUCAGUGUAAUCCAGGGUUUCGACUUGUUGGGACGUCAGUUCGGAUAUGCUUGCAAGACCACAAGUGGUCUGGGCAAACACCAGUUUGUGUCUCAAUCACAUGUGGUCAUCCUGGAAACCCUGCUCAUGGAAUGACCAAUGGCAGUGAGUUCAACUUGAAUGACGUUGUCAACUUCACCUGCAAUACUGGCUAUUUACUACAGGGUGCCUCCCAAGCUCAAUGCCGGAGCAAUGGACAGUGGAGCAGUUCCUUACCUACAUGUCGAGUGGUGAACUGUUCAGAUCCAGGCUUUGUGGAAAAUGCCGUUCGUCAUGGACAGCAGAAUUUCCCCGAAUCUUUCAAGUAUGGAAUCACCGUGGUGUACCACUGCAAAAAAGGGUUUUAUCUUCUAGGAUCUUCUGCUCUGACCUGUAAAGCUAAUGGUCUGUGGGAUAGAUCGUUGCCCAAAUGUUUGCCAAUAUCUUGUGGGCACCCUGGAGUUCCAACCAAUGCAAUUCUAUCAGGAGAGAAAUUUACAUAUGGAUCCACAGUUCACUACUCUUGUGAAGGAAGCCGAACUCUCAUAGGAAACUCUAGUAGAGUAUGCCAAGAAAACAGCCGCUGGAGUGGAACUCUUCCUCACUGUUCAGGGAAUACCCCAGGGUACUGUGAUGAUCCUGGAGUGCCAUCUCAUGGCUCUAGACUUGGGGAUGAGUUCAAGAUAAAAUCCCUACUACGUUUUUCCUGUGAAAUGGGUUACCAGUUAAGAGGUUCCUCUGAACGAACAUGUCUCCUUAAUGGAUCUUGGUCAGGUUUUCAGCCAGUAUGUGAAGCUGUGUCUUGUGGAAAUCCUGGAACACCAGCCAAUGGCAAGAUAAUCUACAGUGAUGGGAUUUCAUUCUCCAGCUCAGUCAUCUAUGCCUGUUGGGAAGGUUAUAAGACUUCAGGCCUAACUACUAGGCACUGUACAGCCAAUGGGACAUGGACUGGCACAGCUCCGGACUGCACAGUGAUCAGUUGUGGAGACCCUGGUGAAUUAUCAAAUGGCAUUCAUUUUGGAAAUGAUUUCACGUUUAAUAAGACAGUCACCUACCAAUGCAAUCCAGGGUAUCUAAUGGAACCCACUGGCCCAACCACAAUACGCUGUACCAAAGAUGGCACCUGGAACCAGAGUAAACCCAUCUGCAAAGCUAUCACAUGUGGCCCACCUCCUCAAGUGCUGUAUGGAAAGGUAGAAGGAUCAGAUUUUCAUUGGGGAUCAAGUAUAAGUUAUAGUUGUGCUGAUGGGUAUCACCUUUCCAAUUCUGCUAUCCUUUCAUGUGAAGGACGAGGAGUAUGGAGAGGAGAGGUUCCACAGUGUCUGUCUGUCUUUUGUGGAGAGCCUGGUAUCCCAGCUGAAGGACGACUCAAUGGGAAAAGUUUCACGUAUAGAUCUGAAGUAUCAUUUCAGUGCAGACCACCUUUGAUACUGAUAGGUUCUUCAAGGAGAAUAUGCCAGGCAGAUGGAAGCUGGAGUGGAAUUCAGCCAGCAUGUAUUGAUCCUGCUCAUAAUAGUUGUCCAGACCCUGGUACUCCACAUUAUGGAAUACAAAACAGUUCAAGAGGAUAUGAGGUGGGGAGCAGAGUCUUUUUCAGAUGUCGAAAGGGUUAUCAUAUACAGGGUUCUACUACACGCACUUGCCUUGCAAAUUUAACAUGGAGUGGCAUACAGCCUGAAUGCAUUCCUCACGCUUGCAGACAGCCCGAGACUCCAGCAAAUGUGGAUGUAAAAGCAAUAGAUCUACCUACCUUAGGCUACACUUUGGUAUAUACAUGUCAGCCAGGAUUUUUUCUUGCUGGUGGGUCAGAACACCGGACAUGUAAGCCUGAUAUGAAGUGGACAGGCAAAUCACCUGUUUGUAAAAGUAAAGGAGUGAGAGAAGUUAAUGAAACAAUAACUAAAACUCCAGUUCCUUCCGAUGUAUUUUUUAUAAAUUCAUUGUGGAAAGGCUUUUAUGAGCACCUAGGGAAAAGACAACCUGCAACGCUAACGGUCGACUGGUUCAAUGCUACGAGCAGUAAGGUGAAUGCUACGUUCAUUGAAGCAUCCAGUACACAACUUAAACUAUCAGGUGUUUACAAGAAAGAAGAAGCCCAUUUGCUUUUGAAAGUUUAUCAAGUCAAAAAUCCUAGAGAGGGAUUUACAAACAAGCUUGAAAAUGACAAGUGGGCAUUAGAUGGUUAUGUGUCAUCAGGGCUUGAAAGAGGUAUCUUCACUUAUCAAGGUGAUGUACAUGGAAAAGAUUUUGGAAAAUUUAUGCUCCAAAGACAAAGUCCUUUAAGUGUGGAUACUGAUCAUCCCAAUCACUACUAUGGUACAAACAGCAGUUCUGUUGCAGCUGCAAUCCUGGUACCCUUCUUUGCUCUAAUAUUAUCAGGGUUUGCAUUUUACCUCUACAAACACAGAACAAGACCAAAAGUACAGUACAAUGGUUAUGCUGGACAUGAAAACAGCAAUGGACAGGCAUCUUUUGAAAAUCCAAUGUAUGAUACAAACUUAAAACCCACAGAGGCAAAAGCUGUGAGGUUUGAUACAACUCUAAACACAGUGUGUACAGUCGUAUAGCCUUCAGUGCCCAAUUUGACUGAUUCAUAGCCAUACCUCUGAUGGACAAGCAGUAAUUCCUUUGGUGCCAUAUACCAGUUUCCCUUCUUCUCUGUGGCUUCACUGCAGUAAUCGUUAACAUCUAUCAGCAUAGAUGCAGCGAAGCUUCCUGGUGAAAUCUUCAGUCUUCUGGGGAAUCAAGACCAAGAUAAUUUCUUCAUCUCAAGGGUUGAUAUGAAAUACCUGGCUGCAUUUGCUCCAAAUCAAGGCACACGUUGAAGGAAGACUGCCAAGUCAUACCCAUCUGUCAUAUUUAAAUGCCUCAGACUUUCACAUUUGUAUGUGGCUGGAUGCCUUGCAAUGCAAUCUUCUGGGCACUCGGAUCACUCCUUUGGGAACUGUGACAAACAAUAGCACCAUAAAUUAUCCCCAGGAAUAAGAACAUUCAGAAGGAGAUUUAAACAAAAACAAAAAGGGAAAGAAAGGAAAGGAAAGAAGAAAAGACACCUCCUUGAAGGAGAAGACAACCUUCCUUGGGAGCUGCACACAUCUACAAAAUGCUUUACCUUUGAAAACCUGUUAAUGGUUAGAACAACCCUAGGUCUUCAUGCAUAAAGCAGUCUACAAACUUCCCAGUCAGCUGUUGUAUUGCAAAAUGUUAAUGCACAAUUUUUUGCACUAGUGUGGUAUGAAUGACUGAGUUAAGAUACUGGUUUUAAAAACAAAAACAAAACAAAUAUACAGGGUUUAUACACACUAUCCAUUGUAUAUAAGCAUUUACUCAUUUUUUAAAAAAAACAUUCCAUGAUAUUUUUUUCUUUGAGCAUGUGUAAUACAACAACCCCUUCAUUUAGAUCCAGUAGGGUAAUUUGUGAUCAUGAACAAAUUAAAUUUUGGUUUAUUUUCUCUGUCAGCACCAGUAUGAACCAACCAGAUGAUGGUUGGAAGAUCCCAGGUUUACAAAUCGUUGUUCCCCGUAUUGCUUCUUGCUCUUUUGCACUCCCUCUGACAUCAUUCAUUAUUGUCAGCAUCAUACUCUUUAACAGCAGGGGGGUUAAGCAGCUACUGCUGCUUGCCAUGUACAAAAUGUGAAUAGUAAUUUAUUUUAGAUAGUUCAUAAAGCCUGUGGGCCUUGUGCUCAUAAUCCAGUCUUCCCUUUUGCAUUUGUUUUCCAUCUUUUUCUCCCAGUGAAGUUAUAUUGAUUUCUGAUGCUACACUGAACUUAGAAAUGCAUUGCAGUAGCACACGUAAACUCCAACCAAUUCAACACGGCAACUUACCACAGCAACCAUUACACUUUCCUAUGACUUGGAAAAUGUCUCUCUCUCUUUGUGUGUGAAUGUCUUUGCUACAUUUUUAAACCAAUACUGCUUAAUGCUUUUGUAAUCAUACAGCUUGACAGAGCAAGUUUGAGAUUCAGAGGUACUCUGUAGAAUAAAAUAGUGAGGGUAGUCCCUUUCUUUGCAGAACAAAAGUGAGACAUAACAAAAUUAACUGAUAGCUUAUCUAUUCACACAAGCCUUUGAAAAUGUGCCACUAAUUCAUGGGUGGUCAACCUUCAGCAUGGAUGCAACAUGUGGCAUAGACAGGAGGUAUGCUUGGCACUGCUGGACAGGGAUAUGAACCAAUAGUUGUGGGCAAUAGAAUGGAGUAGUUAGGCCCCAUCUGCUACCUAUUUCUCUAGCAAGAGUGAAAAAAAGCAUAGAAGAUUGAUUAGAUACCAGAGUGGGACUAUCUCUAGCACUGUACACUAGUAUGACGCCAGCGCUUGGCCUGAACAUCACUUAUUACAUGCCUUGCUCCAAAGAUUGGUCACAACAGUGCUAGUUUAAUUUGAUCAAGUAUGCUGAGUGUCAAGAACUGCAUUCAACUUAUUCUGCAGUACUGUAGGCAGUUAUGAAAUAAUACACAGAUAUCCUAUCAAUAUGACUGGGACAUUAUCAUGCACACUUGCACAUUGAAUUGCCACAGGGUUUAUAUUAUUAUAGCACGAGUCAACCUUGCACUGGAAAUACUCUGUUGGCUUCAGGGGACUGUAACAGUGGAGAUUAUCACACAGAGAAAAAGACUUCCUUUUCCCAUCCUUAUUGUGUGAUUGUGCAAAGAUUAUCAGAUGAUGUUAAUCUUAUCUGGUCAUUAUCCCAUCAGUGGAGUGGAAUUGUCCAUAUUCAUGUGAAAGGCUAUCAUAUGACGUCAUGCUUAUCCCAUCAUUAUCCCGUCAGUGAAGUGGAAUUGUCCUGUCAUUUUUCAUUAACAGAAGUUUUCAUUAUUGAAAAAUGACAGAUCAAUUCUAUUUCAUUGAUGGGAUAAUGACCGGAUAAGUGCAACGUUUGUGAUACUCUUUCACACGAUCGUGUGAUAGGAUGGGAGCAGUCCAUUUUGCUCCUGUCCUUUGUCUCCCCCACAAUCUGAUAAUCUCCAUUGUGUGUCCCUUCUUAUUUGGCCCCUAGCAUUAAAGAUAAAAAAUGAUUUCUUUCUUUCUUAUGGGAUUUCUGACAAACAAAACUGUUUUCUCCAGGUUCCAAACAAGAGGCUCCACAAUUGCCUGGCAGCCCAUAGAUAAUCAGAAUCUACUUUUGAAAUGAAAGGGCCUUUUAAAAGCAGAUUUUGGUAUAGCAGGGGCAAUUUCAUUGUCUUGUUCAAGGGAAGAUAAACACCUUUGGAUGUUCCCAGGUCCUUGUUCUUUGGAUCUUGGUCAUGUUUUUCUCUCCAAUAGACCCAAUCCGCAAAGUAUUAUUUUAGUCCCUGCUGUGGCAGAAUGUAGUGAGUAAAUUAAUUACCAAAAAUAAGCAUUAGCAGGAAAAAAAAUCAUGGUUCAGUCAAUAUUAAAUAACAAGAAAAAGUUUGCAGGGCAAUCUUUUAUCAAAGCAGAAAAACUUAUAUAGUUUUUGAUGGAAGAUACCAGCAAUACAAAUAUAUUUAGUUCUUCACAUGAAUGAAAAACAAGUUUAAUAUUAUAAACCUAUGAGAUGUCUGGACAUUUUGGGUUUUUUCAGAUUUUUUUUUUAAUUCCUUACAUGUUUACAAUUUUAUAAGCUAUCCAAUGGAUUUUUGCAUUCAUUAGAAGGACAACAGACUAAAUAUAGACUAAAAAUAUCUACAUUUCCUGAUAAAUUGCUUCUUAGUUAGCUUGCACUGUAGUCUACCGCAGAAAGAAAAACUUUACAUUGCUGCCUUUAUUUAAGAUAGCAAUGGUGGCAGAAAUAACCAAAGUUAUUUAGAACACAACAAAAGUAUGAGGAAGGAUGGUCUUCCUAAAUGCUUACCCUGUUUGGGUUAAGAAGAAUAAGAGAGAAAGUUUUAAAAUGUUGUGGUGUUAUCAACAUGUGUCCUUGUCCAGAGAUCCUUGUACACCCGUAUGUGCAAAUGGGUCCCCCUUGUCUAUGAGAGGGCCUUGUUCAUUCCGGUAGACAGAGCUGCAUAUGAGAAGAGCCCUAUGCUUGGAUUAGCUCUGUCCAUUGGAAUGACUUUGAGGAGUGUCCUAGGGAAAGGCAUUCCUUCCAUCACAAUAAUGUGAUCAUCCAGGAAGAUCCAUGAUCUUGAACCUGAAAGUCCUAACAUCACUCUACUACUUUGCUAAUUUGAUCAAGGAUAAGGCUGCUAUACUAAAAUAGUAAUUGUGGCUGUUUUUUGUUUCUUAAUGCAGACCAAACAACCACUUUUCUCUGAUACACUCAAAAUCUUCAUUUGCUCUUUAACUUUUGCUCUGCAUUCUCCUCAUUUGCAGUGGAAAUGCAGAACAAAAAUGUUCCGUACUCCCAACAUACCUAGAGAGUAUAUUGUCCUGCCUAAUAAAAUAGGUUGGUGAAGUUGGGUGUCUUUUGUUCUCACCUCUGUGCCUAUCUCUUGAAAGUGUUCUGUUCCCUUUGGUUUUUCAUUAAAAAUUGCAUUGUAUUGCACUGACCAGGUUAGAUCUUCCAUUUCUCAUUAUUUGCCAAGGCUCCCUGCAUGUCCAGACUUGUGUAUGGUGCAGCACCCUAAGAGAGAUCCUUGAAAGUGACACCCAAAGUCCAUUCCACGGAGUAGGGCUUACAGUCGCUUGAAUACUAGAUGUAUAUUCAAGGUCAGGUCCCUUGAGCCGUUAUAGUAUGAUUUUGCCCAAGGCAGUUAUUGAAAUCUCUGUGAGGUAUUUACAGUUGUCUUUUCCCCAGACUGAUGAAGAUGAUGAAGCAAAAGGUGUCGCCCUAUAGGAAAGAACAAUCAAAACAGGUUAUGUGCUUCAAAGCUGUUUAAAUCUGCUGCUUGUAUCACCCAUCUUGCCUUUCUCCAGGCUAGCUGCAAUAAUUUUUUUGUUCUUCUGUAAUAUAUUUUGUAAACAAACAAAAAGCUGUUAUUAAAAGGGGGGAGGGGGGAAGCUGGCAUUUCGAGCGUCAACCUAAUUGUCAUUCCCAGUAUUCCAUUCUGCCAUUUCACGACAUGCUGCUGUGACAUGAAGUAGGUGCAAAAGAACUUUUUUGUACAGAGAUAUAUUUUUUAUGAAAAAAAAUUUGUAAAAUUAUUAAAUAUGCUGUACUUUUUUGAUUAAUGUAGGUAAAUUGUUAAAAAAAAGUUUUUACAAUACAAAAGGAAAAAAAAAGUCCUGUAAUUCCCCCCCCCCCUUCCAAACUGUAAAAUGCACCAUCUCUAGCUGAAUUUUCAGUUCUGAACCUAUUACACAUGUAUUAAUAUUAAAGUGGCCUGUUUAAAAUAUACAGUAACUUUUUUGGCAAAAAGUAUAAAAGAUUGUAAUAUAGCCUGUGCAUUGCCACCUAUUCUGAGAGCAAAAUCAAAGUUCUAAUUAAAUAUUUAAUUUUAGAUUUCCA
Molecule: messenger RNA, 15805 nt
Organism: Sceloporus undulatus (fence lizard)
Lineage: Eukaryota; Metazoa; Chordata; Lepidosauria; Squamata; Phrynosomatidae
Gene: CSMD1
Product: CUB and Sushi multiple domains 1
Exons: 70
Coding region: 285-11024 (3579 amino acids)
Source: RefSeq, a predicted model, not a curated record